ACCGAGAUGGGUUGUGCGGAAAAAAAUGUGUGCACACGGCGCAUUUCGAUGAAACAGUCGCUGGUGCCGCCCACUCAGACCUUCUCUGCGCCAUUCCCUUACAAACAUGGCGGCUCAGACAACGCGAGGGAUACCUUUAAGCGCAGUUUGUCCACGUUAUCUGCAUACAAACUCUACAAGCCACACUGGGCCCUUCAGCGCUAUAGCAGAACUGAUCGACAAUGCUUAUGACCCAGAUGUCAGUGCAAAGCAAUUCUGGAUUGAUAAAACAGUGAUCAAAGGCCAGGACUGCCUCAUCUUUAUGGAUAAUGGAAACGGCAUGGACUAUGACAAGAUGCACAAAAUGCUCAGUUUUGGCUUCAGUGAUAAGCAGACAGUAAAAGGCCAUGCUCCAGUCGGUCUUUAUGGUAACGGUUUUAAGUCAGGCUCCAUGCGUUUGGGGAAGGAUGCCAUUGUGUUCUCAAAGCAAGCUGACACCAUGUGUGUGGGUCUCCUGUCACAGACUUACCUCGAGAGGACAGGAGCAAAGAAUGUCAUAGUGCCUGUUGUCAAGUUUACAAAUGCUGAACACACCAGUGUAGCACGGGAGUAUGAAGAGUGUCUUCAUGAUAUCCUGACCUAUUCUUUGUUUAACAUCAAGGAAGAACUGCUAAUUGAGUUUCAGGCCAUUAAUGGCCCAUGUGGCGUUGACUCCAGUGGAACUCGCAUCAUCAUCUGGAACCUACACAAAACGUCCUCAGGUGAAUUGGAAUUUGAUUUCAUGAAGGACCGCUAUGAUAUUCGGCUCCCUAUUGACAUUAAUGACUGCAGCAAAGAGUCAAACAAGGGGCCAGAGAUCGAAAUAUCACCACCUCAGAGUGAAUAUUCACUGCGGGCGUACACCAGUAUCUUGUACCUAAAGCCUAGAAUGCAGAUUAUUGUUUGUGGGAAGAAGGUAAAAACUCAGCUCGUCUCCAAAAGCCUAGCACAUAUCAUUAAGGACACGUACAAACCCACAUUUCUUAAAAAGGGAAUUAAAAUCACCUUUGGCUACAACACAGGAAACAAAGAACACUACGGAUUGAUGAUGUACUACAAAAACCGCCUCAUCAAAGCCUAUGAACCUGUUGCCUGUCAGCGUAAGGCCAACAAAACAGGAGUGGGAGUUAUUGGGGUGAUAGAGUGUAACUACCUCAACCCAAUGCACAACAAGCAGGACUUUGAGAAGACAGAAGAAUACAGGAAAACCAUACAAAACGUAAGUACUAAGCUUGAGGAAUAUUGGAAGGAAAUCCGCCACAGACGUAAUAAAAUUCAUUGCACUGUACCUGUUGAGGAUGAUGUGAAGAAACCAGAUCAAAACUGGGUGCAAUGUGAUGAAUGUAUGAGAUGGCGAAAACUUCCUGAUUGCAUUGAUGUCUUGUGCCUUCCUGAAAAGUGGUUCUGCCGCAUGAACCCCGACCCCCAGUUCAGGAGUUGUGCAGUUGAAGAGGAGCCAGAGGAUUCGGAUGAUGAAGCACCCAGAAACCAGAAAACGUACAAACAGGAUGAGAAAAAUCAGAAGUUGCAGAAGGAGAAGAACAGACAGCAGGUGGAGCAGGAGCAGGAAGGGGCAAGGGUUGAGCUGAUAUUAGCACUGGCCAAAGAAAAUGCUGAUGUCUCAAAGAAACAAAAGGACCUUAGGCUCCAGCUCAAACUUGGCAGCCCUGUCCAGGGAACACCCACCUCCCCUUCCCAGAGACAUGCAGGCUCCACAUCUGGUCAAGUUCCCACUACACACUACACACCUACUUCAGCAAGUAAGAAGAGACCCAUGGGCCUAAGCCAAGAGAAUGGAAAAAUGAAAAGAGCCAGAAUAGGAGACAGAUUUGACAGCAGCACACCAAGCAGGCCAUCAACAUCCACAGCCUCAUCUGAGUUCUGUUCCUUACCAAUCCUAGACAAUUCUGACGGUGAUGGUGAUCAAGCAGCAUGGAAAGAUAAUGAAGCUUUGUCCCAUGUAUCCAUCAGGCAUGUCAGCGUUGGAACCCAGAGUCAACAAAAACCAGUUGUGAAGCGGGAAGUGGGGGAUACAGAAAGGGUUGAAAAAGAAAAGGGGAAUAAAGAUGGUGAAAAUGAUGGCAAUUGUUUUGAAUCUGAAAAAGAUUUCCCUCCAGUGGAAAGGAAUACAAACAAAGAAUUGAUGAGGAAUGAGGAAAUAAGAGCCCAACAGAAGAGUGUACCAAGCCAAGAGGAAGAAAACCAAGAAAGAAACAUGUCUAACAGUACAGUGCAGUCAGAAGGAGAGCUAAACCAUAGGGAGAACUCAGAUGAAAUAAGGCGAGGUGAUCAGACUUCAGCAAAACUGAAAAACUCAGUUCUUGAUGUGAUGGAGGCCCAGGAGCAGCAGGACAAACUGCUGGAACUCCUGGAGGGGGUGACAAAUGAGCGAGAUGAGAGUCACGCUCAGUUGCUUAUCCUCAACUCGCAAGUGGAGGAACUGAGGAGCCAGUUGUUGGAGCUUACCCAAAAAACGCUAAAGAAGGAACACAGCCAAAAAUACACACAGACCAGCCCAGAGGAGACACAAGACAACAAAGUGCUGUACUUGCAGUGCAAAGAGGAGAUAAAGAAGCUCCAAGAAGAGCUUAUUGGGCUGAAGUUGGAAAAAGAAGAGAGGGAGAGAAAAGGCCAGCAAUCUGUGUUAGAUGAUGAUGAGAUGGCUUGUCAGAUUGACCUUCUGUUAAAGGAAAUUGACAGCAGAAACAAGGAGCGAGAAGAGCUAAAGCUUAAGGUGGACAGUCUAGAAAAAGAUAACUGCACUUUGUCAACCUCCUGUGACAGCCUGAAGAAAGAUUUAGAGGAGUUGAAGAGAGAAAUUGAAAAGGUCAAGGUAUGUGCAGAAGAUCAAGAGGUCCAGACCGAUUUUCCUGUAUGCUCCCAUAAAGAAAGUACGGCAGCUUCAGCAGAAGCCUCCAACUCAAUAAGAGGAAGAGACUUUGGUACACAGCAGCAUGAGACCCAGGACAGAUCAGAGACAUACAACCUCAAAUUAAGAGAACUCAGACAAACAGUGGCCCGUCUCCUGGUCACCUGGGUCCCUGGGCUGGACCUUCAGCAGGUGAAUUACGAUUGUGAUGUCAUCGAUGAGAUUCUCACUCAGGUUGUAAAUGAGAGCUCUGCUGCAGAGGCAGCCUCUACAUAGAAACAGUUUUUUUUGUUUUUUAACUUCUUUAAAUUUCACUUGACAAUGCAUUAAGAUUUUUAUUGCUUGCCUUGUCUUUGGUUAGGUGGAUAGGGAGCUGUUGCCAUUUUAACUGCCUGAAGAAUGUUAGAAAUUUACCAUGUUUACCAUUAAUAACAUUUAAUUAUGUUUAUAUAAUUCAUUCCUGUGUCUGUACAAUCAAGUAAAACAAAUAUCUUGUUCUAAGUGUUUUCUAAAAGGUUCAUUUUUAUUUUUUCAUGGUUUCUUCCUGUUAUGUUAUUUUCCUCCAAUUCUGAUUUUGUAACUGUUUUUAAAUGAGGGCUUGGUAGACAUGCCAUGGUUUAAAUAAACAGAAACGUUGUGGUAUCAUUCAAA
This is a messenger RNA of Hemibagrus wyckioides, 3538 nucleotides long. RefSeq names its product MORC family CW-type zinc finger protein 3-like. The record is from RefSeq and is a predicted model, not a curated record. Lineage: Eukaryota; Metazoa; Chordata; Actinopteri; Siluriformes; Bagridae. Gene Ontology annotation, cellular component: PML body; nucleus. Gene Ontology annotation, molecular function: ATP hydrolysis activity; zinc ion binding. The transcript is spliced from 19 exons. Bases 107 to 3163 code for a protein of 1018 amino acids.